Messenger RNA from Microplitis mediator, 1236 nucleotides. Its product is annotated as WD repeat domain phosphoinositide-interacting protein 4-like. Gene Ontology annotation, biological process: autophagy of mitochondrion; protein lipidation; protein localization to phagophore assembly site. The coding region runs from base 169 to 1206 and encodes 345 amino acids. Gene Ontology annotation, molecular function: phosphatidylinositol-3-phosphate binding; protein binding; phosphatidylinositol-3,5-bisphosphate binding. The transcript is spliced from 7 exons. Gene Ontology annotation, cellular component: cytosol; extrinsic component of membrane; phagophore assembly site membrane. NCBI's taxonomy places the organism in Eukaryota, Metazoa, Arthropoda, Insecta, Hymenoptera, Braconidae. The record is from RefSeq and is a predicted model, not a curated record.
UUUAUAUAUAAAAAAAUAAACAAAGGAGUCGAAAAAUUGUACGUUGUAAUGCGAACAGGAACCAAGAAUUUAUUAAAAAUAAAAUAAUCGUCAUUAAUAAUAAUAAUAAUCAUUAUUAUUUAUAUAAAUAAAUGAUCGAUAUUUAUAUGAGAUAUAAAUAUUUAUAAAAUGGCUGCUGGACGAGGUAUUAUUAAUUUACGGUUUAACCAAGAUCAAGGAUGUUUCACCUGUUGCAUGGAGUCUGGCUUGAGAGUUUACAACGUCGAGCCAUUGGUCGAAAAGGCCCACUUUGAAAACGACCUGAUGGGCAGUAUAGCAAUCGGAGAAAUGUUAUGGCGAACAAACAUAAUAGCCGUCGUCGGGGGAGGAACAAGGCCAAAGUUUGCUGAUAACACUGUCCUAAUUUACGAUGACGUCGUCAAGAAAUUCGUCAUGGAAAUCACAUUCACCAGUCCAAUAAAAGCCGUACGGUUACGUCGUGACAAAUUAAUUGUUGCACUGCAACGUGAAAUUCACGUCUUUUCAUUCCCAUUUCCUACAAGACGAUUGUUGACUCUCGAAACACGUGACAAUCCAAAAGGUCUAAUUGAAGUCGCGACAUUGGGGACUGCGCACAAACAAUUGUUAGCAUUUCCUGGUCAUAAAUUGGGGAGUGUACAGCUGGUUGAUUUGGCUGCUACUGAAGCUGGCAGUUCAUCAGCACCAGCAACACUUGCUGCACAUCAAGGACCACUGGCUUGUUUAGCCGUUAAUCCAAAUGGCACAAUGGUGGCCACGGCAUCAGCUCAGGGUACACUUGUGCGUGUAUGGGAUAGUGUAAGAAGACACUUGUUGGUUGAACUAAGACGCGGUGCUGAUCCUGCUACACUUUAUUGUAUAACGUUUAGUAGAGAUUCCGAAUUUCUGUGCAUGUCCAGUGAUAAAGGCACUGUCCACAUUUUCGCAUUAAAAGAUACUCAUUUAAAUCGCCGGUCUACGUUUUCAAAAAUGAGAUUUCUUGGUAAUUAUGUCGAAAGUCAAUGGGCCCUGGCAACAUUUACGGUACCACCUGAGUGCGCAUGUGUGUGUGCAUUCGGAUCACGUAAUUCAGUAAUUGCUGUCUGUGUAGAUGGUACAUUUCACAAGUAUGUAUUUACAUCUGAAGGUAAUUGUAAUCGCGAAGCAUUUGAUGUUUUUCUUGAUGUUUGUGAUGACAAUGAACUUUGAAGAACAAAAAACAAUUUAACAAAAUGCCAU